AUCACUGUAUGUCAUUCAAAGCUAUAAUACAGUCUGUGAAAGAAAGGGAAUGUCAGGUAUCAACAGUUUCUGAAAUUAAUGUAUUUUAUCGUCAAAGGAUCUAAAGGCGUUUUGUGAAUAUGGAAUAUGGACAGGCUGACAAUUAAGUGUGAAUGAAGAUUAUACUAUACAAAGAAUUAACAACAGAGGUAACUCAGUUCCUGUUGUUCUUCACGCCUUGUGAUUAUGGCUGUGUAUUACACACGACCCGAUCAGGGAUGGUCUUGGGUUGUACUUCUCGCGUCCUUCGGAUCUCACUGCAUCCACGGUUUCUUCCUGACGGCCUCCAGUUUGCUUCAACUUUCUCUACUGGACUAUUACAAAGAAAGUGUGUUUAAAACUUCAUUUGCACUAUCAAUGUUCCUGGGGUUGUAUUCUACGUCAGGAUUUCUAGCAAGUUUGAUAGCCAACAGGUGGAGUUGUCGAGUCUCCAUGAUGACGGGUGGAAUCAUCGUGUCAAUAAGCCACGUUGUGACAGCUUUCAUGCCGAACAUUACAUUGGUUAUCAUCUCGCUGGGGACAUUUGGCGGAAUUGGGAUGGGAAUAUGCUACACAUCAUCUAUUGUUGUUAUUGGAUACAACUUUGAGAAGAAAAGAAACUUUGCAAGUGGAUUAGCUGUAGCAGGGAUAGGUAUUGGAGGAUUUGCUUUCGCGCCAUUAAUGCAAACAGCUAGUGACUAUUUCGGUUUUCAUGGACUAUGGCUGAUGUGCGCAGGCCUGACUUUACAAUAUUGCGUGUUUGGUAGUUUGUUUUAUCCAUCAAAACUGGAAAUUGAUCGAAAGAUAGAAUUGAAAGUUAUAAAAGUGCCACCAUGUGAUAAUCAUAUCAAGAAGAGGGUAACAUAUCCAAUGCUUAGAGAAAUAUGCAGUGUUUUUACACAAAAACCGCUUAUCUAUGUAAAUAUAUCCAUGUUUCUUUGUAAUUCUGGAAUAUUUCUUAUAUACCUCCACUUUGGAAGUUAUGUGACUUCAGUUGGAUUCAGUAAGUUAGACGCCGCCUUUCUUCUUUCCAUUUUUGGAAUCUGCAGUUGUGUUUUUCGCGUUCUACUCGGGUUGGCCUCCAAUGCCAGUAAUAUCGACGAAUUUGUCAUGUUUGGAGGAACUUUCACGCUAACUGGAUUAUCUUCGAUGAUAUUUCCGUUGUAUGGUCAAACUUACAGUGGUCAGGUGUUUUAUAUGGUGACCCUAGGCAUGUACUGUGCCGGCUGUUAUGUCCUUCUGAACUCCAUCAUCGUUAUUCUAGCUGGGAUUAAAAAUCUAGCGACUGUGUUUGGCUUUAUCCUGCUGUUCACCGGUUUUGGCACUUUUAUUGGACCUUUGCUAGGAGCUGCCAUCGUUGACCUCGGAGGAACGUACGGUUUAUCGAUUGCUAUAGCAGGUGCAGUUAUUGUAGUUGGUUCCCUCUUUGCUUGGGCAUCAGGAGCUGGCGACCGACGUGGUAUAAAAGACUCACCAGAGGCGAUUGUUUAUCAGGAUAGCGAGAGUACUUCUUUUAUAGGAGAAAUUCAGGAACAUGUAUUUCAAAAUAACGAUCAACACGUUGGAGAAAACGGAAAGAUUGUGUGACAGCAGGAAUGCUGAUUUUCUUAAAUGCUAUACAUGCUGAUUUUUAAUGCUGACGAUGCUUACUGAUUUGAAUGUCCUAUCGUGUUACAAUGCCGGGUUUGCUAUCUCAAAAGAAACAAAUCUGGGUCAAUGCUAACUAAUAUCGCCAUUACCCUUUUUAAUGUCUAAAUAAAUAAACCAUAAGGCAUUGUUUCAUUUAAAAACAUUUUUCCUUAUCAUUCUAUAUUCUCAAAAUUCCCUCCAAUAUUGGAGAAACAAAGACGUUUGUAAAUUCCGUUUUGAUCGAUUGGUUGUUUUGGGGUUUAGUGCCGUUUGGACAAUAUUUCAGCAAUGUUACGUUGGAUAACUAAAUGGAAUAUGAUCGGUUCUGGGGGUUUUUGCGUUUCACUGACGGCUCCUAGUGAGCCUAGUCUUUUUCGAAAUCCAGAGAAACAAUACUUUACGUGCCAAGAAGGUUGUCUAAUAACGCCCCGAGAGACAUAAAAAGUAAACAUGUAAGCAGUUGUAUUAUAACAGUAUGACUAUUUCUUUGUACAGAUUGCAUUCUUGUAAAUAUUGUAUACUAAUAGCAUGGCUAGUAUGUGAGUACAUGUACAUAGUAAAAGGAUAAAUUGAACAUAUAUUCUAUUGACAUUAAAACAUCAAACGCAUUAGGCACAAAUUCACAAUAUUAGAUAGCCUUCUCCCAAAACGGAUGUGACGCAUAGCUAAUAGACAGUUACAAUAUAUACAUUCAGGCUGAGGUUCUCUGUUAAGUUGGUAAGAAUGUGUCAAUUUGGAAUGGCCGAUGCAUAUUCUUGCAACUUGAUAACACUUCGUCCUGGCGUUUCAGUACGAAGUUGCACGGUUUGGCUAUUUCGUUUUGAAUAAAAUAAAGUUUAUUUGUGUCACAAAAGUCCAAAUAGAUUUGUUAAAACAAGUUUACAUAUAGUUUUGGUCAGUUGAGACUUGCGGAUGGGCGUUAACUUGGUUAUAUUAUAGUAAAUACAUGUGUAUGUGUUUUUGUGUCAUUACAUGAAAAAUGUUAAUAUACUGUACAGUGAUUUAAUCCAUAAAUCCUAUAAAAAUCGAAGAGAGUGCAAACAUGCAUCUCUGGAAAAACAAUAAG
Messenger RNA from Ostrea edulis (European flat oyster), 2713 nucleotides. RefSeq names its product monocarboxylate transporter 13-like. The record is from RefSeq and is a predicted model, not a curated record. Gene Ontology annotation, biological process: monocarboxylic acid transport; transmembrane transport. The transcript has 6 exons. Gene Ontology annotation, molecular function: monocarboxylic acid transmembrane transporter activity. The coding region runs from base 226 to 1605 and encodes 459 amino acids. NCBI's taxonomy places the organism in Eukaryota, Metazoa, Mollusca, Bivalvia, Ostreida, Ostreidae.